This is a messenger RNA of Mycena citricolor, 4304 nucleotides long. NCBI's taxonomy places the organism in Eukaryota, Fungi, Basidiomycota, Agaricomycetes, Agaricales, Mycenaceae. The record is from the annotation of a GenBank genome assembly.
UUCCCUCGACUGCGCAGACAUCCUCCCAUAUCCCCUCCCUGCUCGAUAAUCCCCAUCCUCAUAUCGUCGAUGACUUCUUAGACCUGUCGUUGGCGACGAGCAAGGAGCGGGUUGUAAGUAUUUUGUGUUUGUGGUCGUGGUUGGAGCCCAACGGGACCCGGAAAGAAGAGAAUGGCCCAGUGUCCCACAGUCCGGUCAUGGACAUGUGGAUCUCCAUCUGGACAUCCUUCACUGCAUAGAUCCUAGGGCCCGCGUCUGAUAAGGAAUUUGAGCGGAGUGACUUCGUUUCUCAGCCGUCAGAGAAUCGUUGCAUUUGCUUGCUUCCUCGGUGUAUUCGCCCGAUGCAGGAUGGUCGUUCAACUGGGAUUACCGGGAGCAGGUUGUUGCGUCAAGUCACGCGUCUCGAACCUGGCUGGAAGUCCUCGACAGCCUUCGGCCGAACACGAGUGCUUACCACACUACCAGUGGGCGAUGUGACAUGGGGGUGCACGGGCGUUCAUGGCCGUUGCCUCGUCCGGGCCGGUUGCGGUGAGAAGAUGGGAGGGAGGGGGGGAGUACAGCAGCUUCGAGCUCGGGCGUGCACUCUCACGGAAAGCUGUUCGGGCCAGGAGAGGAGGCAUGGAGCAAUCAGCGAACCGGCACUCGCGCUUGUGGAUGAAGAGAGGAGAGAGCGGGAAAGAGAGCGGAUGCCUAACGAGCGCUGUCGCUUGGCACGGCACCCAUCAUUCGGCAGCCUGGAACUAUUUGGUAUCGUUUCGUACCUUCCUUACUCCGCCCUUUUCUUCCGACCUCCCUCACUCGACCCACUCCCCGCCACGCUACGUGCGCAAGCCGUCGCGGCCUUUUCCUCUCUUCGUCCAACUCAGCGGCGGGAAUCCCGUCCAUCAUCAUCAUGUUACCUCACGUCCUCCUUAUGCUUUUGGGCCCGCUCCUCGCGUGGGCUCAGGAUGACGGCAGUUUGAGCGGAGCGACCUCUAGCGCCGCUGCGGCCGGAUACAACUGCGACGCAUCCAAGUGCAAGCUCCCCAAAUGCAACUGCGCCAGCACGAACCCGCCGGGUGGCCUGAAGCCUUCGGACGUCCCGAUGUUCAUCGUGUUCACCGCCGAUGACGCCAUCCAGAGCUACACGCUCAACUCGGUCAACCAAUUCCUCGGGCACCGCAAGAACCCUAAUGGCUGCCAACCGAAAAUGACAUAUUACACCUCGCUCAACUACACGAAUUACACUCUGGUCACAGAUUGGUAUGUCGCGGGCAACGAGAUCGCUGACCACACGAUGACACACGUCGGUUCCCCGCCGGAAAACGAGAUUGAUGGGAACUUGAUCGCCUUGAACGCUCUGGCCGGGAUCCCCAUGGCGUCCAUCCAGGGAUUCCGUGCACCGUACCUGAACUACACGGUCGACACCCUCAAGUACCUAGCCAAGGCGGGAUUCACAUACGACUCAAGCGCAUCUGCGUCCAUUCCCGUCACGGAUCCGGGCACGGACGCCUACUGGCCGUACUCUCUGGAUUACGGCAUGGCGAACGAUUGUCUGCAGGUGCAGGGCUCGUGCAAAGGGCAGCCCGUUUUGCCUGGCUUCUGGGAGAUUCCGAUGUAUGCGUUCUUCGAUCAGCGCGGACCUGCCGGACCGCAUCUCAUGGACCCUUGGCUCGAUACCGCCAACGGCAACUCUGCGGUCAACGAUUCUGCGACGUUGGAGUAUAUGAAGGCGACCUUUACUGCGCAUUACAACGGCCAGCGCCAGCCCAUCGGUCUCUACACCCACCCCAUCCACGUUGCGCCUGAUUACCCCGGUGUCCAGCCGCUCAACUCGACCAUCAACAUGAUCAACCAGUUUUUGGACUGGGCCCAAGUCCAACCCAAUGUCUGGAUCGUGUCCUCGGAACAAUUGCUCGCCUGGACGAGGAAUCCUGUUCCCUACUCGCAACUGGACAGUUUCCAGCCGCUCAAGUGUUCGGCACCUGCUGUUGAUGCCUCGGUCAAGAUCUGCAACGGAGUUCCGCAAAACGAGGAUGGACUCCUCUCGCACUGCCCUUUCUCGGACUUCCCUUUCUUCACAUGUUAUGGUUGCCCCGAAACCGAGCCCACUGUUGACAACCCGAACCCGGCCCAACAAAUUCCGACUGGCCAGCAGGCUCGGUUCCGCCUGCCCUCCAACUGCUCGACUCCAUUCUGGGACCCUAUCGCCGGCAAGUGCAUGUGCACGGGCUCGAACUGCCAAUUCAAUGACAUCUCGCGACCCGUUGGCGCGAAUGGUGCCAAUUUGACGGGCGGUGGAACGGGCGGCGGAGGCUCCGCCGCGACCGCCAGUGCGACCGCCUCGUAUGUGCCGUUCAAUGGCCAGGGCGGCUCCAGUGCGCGCGGUCUGUCGGCUGGGGUUUGGGCUGCGACUGCAGUCGGUGCGUUCGGUGCGCUCGUUGGCGUCGUCGGUGUUUUCGGGUGGUGAUCAUUGGACAACUUGACUCUUGCAUCUCACACAUACACAUUCGCUACUACAGUAUACAUACUCGCUAUCUACCGCCAUGGACUAGUAAAUUAAUCGUGUUCUGCGCUGGUCGACUGACCGGCCCCCCAUGUGGCGUGCAGCUCCAAGAGCGGCGAUCACUCCGGGCUGUCGCUUGGCUAGCGGCUUCUCUGUCCCUGACAUCAUCGUCAUCAGCUCAGCUGAGUCUCCGAGUAUGUACAUACGCUCAUUGGACGGGAGCCGGACAGAAGGAGCCACCAGCUCUCGUCAUGGCGCAGAUCAGCAGCCACAAGGCUGCUCGCUGACGCAUGCGACAGCUUGCACUACAAUCGCGCUCACUAUCAAGGACAUGUCACUCCGGGGACAGACCCCAGCCUGCCCAUUCUGUCAUGCUCCAGUUCAUCUCGCUUCCUGGGCUUCUGCAUCAAGAAUCUGCUACAGUUGUAAGGUCGUACUCGUACAGGACAGGUAGGGACAGAUCGUGGUUGGUCGCAUGCACUCCCGCGCUCCCACGAAUGGAUCUAAACACCGUUUCACAUCCACGCCGCUCUCACGCGCGACGGGAUGCAGUGGGUCCCGAUGUACGCACUCACCCCGGACAACAUCGCCUCGUUGCGGGGCGCAGAGAACGCACGGAUGAUGGUCAUCGGGAUGUUCUGUCUCUCCGUGUAUGAUGUGAGCGCGCUCCGUCGCAGUGGUCCUCUCGCAGACACUGAACUGACCCGUCGGCCGCCCCAGUUGUUGAUCAGCUUGGACGACGAAAUCCGAUGCUUUUGGACCGGACGCUGGACACUCUCUCGCGUGCUCUUCUUCAUUGCAAGUCACAUCCAGCAGCAACCGAUACCUCAAUCCCGCGAUAUGUGUCCUCGCGCUAGCCUGCGUGUCUCUCCCGGAUCCGAGCAUCAGAGUGACUGCAGGCAGGGAAUCCAGUUGCUCUUUGUGGUCAGCACUCUAGCACUCGGGAUCGUCCAAGCCAUGCUCGCUAUCCGGGUCUGGUACUUGUUCGCCAGCAGCCGCGCGAUGCGACUGUUCAUAGUCGCUGCUUUCGUGGUCACCAACGUGCUGUCGCUGUAUCUUGCUGUGCGAGAGGGGGUGGAUAUGAAGGUGCAGCCUCACAUACCCGGUGUCCUGGGAUGCCAUGCCACCCGGCCGCCGAUGUUCUGGAGACUCUUUUUGCCGUCUCUUGUCCUUCAUGUGAGGUUUUUAAUCCUCUUCGAGUUCCCAUCUCCUGAUAUCGUCUUCCAGACUGUCCUGUAUAUCUUGACUGCAUAUCGAGCACUGCGCAACAGGGCGGUGUUCAAGGAGGCACCGAUUCUCAAGCGCCUGCUCAGGGACGGAGGAUUCUUCUAUUUUACCGUCUUCUUAUCCGUUCUGUUCACUUCCAUCGGCUCGUUCCUGAAUCAAUACCCAUCGAUCAACGUGCCUGCCAUCUUCUCAAACUUCUCGGUAACGACGACCUCGAUCGCCGCCUCGCGCAUCAUGCUCAGCAUCCACUCCCUCGCGCACAAACUCGGCUCCGACUCCGCGUGGCUGCUCAACAACGUCGAGCUCAGCCGCGUGCCGUGGCGCCGCGGCGCGACCGAGGGCGAGAUCAUCGUCGAGCGCUUCUCCACCGAGCGCCCGGAUGUGGAUGUGGAUGUGGAGACGGGCGGCGCGGGUGGGGUGCCGCUCAAGGAGAGCCGCGUGGGGCGCUGGACGGACGAGACGUGGUAGGAUCCCCGGAUGGAUUGUCUGGAUUGGAUUUAUGUAUGUACAGUACAGUGCGCAUUUUGACAUUGCUGGUCCUGGGUGACCAACAGGCUGGAUUCCUGCACAUCAAUAUUCAAAAGCCAAACGA